UCACAUCCUUGUAAGCAACAAUUAAACGGCUCUGGGAUAAAACAGACUGCUGGAGAGGCUUCUAGGGCAUUUCUUCAAGAGAUGGCAACGCGGACAGUUGGGUUCUGUCUCCUCGGAGCAAUCUUCCUCCUCCUCCUCCUCCACCCCUCUGAGCAAGGAGGGGUCCCGGGGGCGGUCCCCGGUGGAGUCCCAGGUGGAGUAUUCUACCCAGGGCUCGGUGCCGGAGCAAAGCCCCCCAAGCCAGGCAUCGGAGGGAUUGGAGGAUUCGGGCCUGGAGGAGUUGGGGUUCAGCCUGGGGCGUUCCCAGGUGGGCUGUACCCAGGGGCUGUCUACCCAGGUGGCCUUGGACUCGGAGCUGGCUAUAAACCAGCCAAACCUGGGGUCGGAGUUGGCGGGGUCGGAGGAGUUACCACAGGUGCCGUGGUGCCCCCGGCGGGCGUAGGUGUGGGUGUUGGUGCCAAACCCGGGAAAGUACCAGGAGUGGGCCUUCCAGGGGUGUAUCCUGGUGGAGUUCUUCCAGGGGCAGGUGCCCGCUUCCCCGGGGUCGGCGUCCUACCUGGCGUGCCAACCGGAGCAGGAGUGAAACCCAAAGUCCCAGGAGGUGGCGGAGGAGCUUUUGGGGGAAUCCCAGGAGUCGGGCCUUUCGGCGGGCAGCAGCCUGGAGUCCCUCUGGGGUACCCCAUCAAGGCUCCCAAACUCCCAGGUGGCUACGGACUCCCAUAUACUACUGGGAAGUUGCCUUAUGGUUAUGGGCCAGGUGGUGUGGCCGGGGCUGGAGCAGGUAAAGUGGGCUAUCCAACGGGCACAGGAGUUGGGCCCCAAGCAGCGGCGGCUGCCAAGGCUGCGAAAUAUGGUGCCGGGGUUGGAGCUCUUCCUGGUUUCGGGGUUGGAGGCGCCGGGGUCCCUGGAAUUGGUGGAAUUCCGGGAGUAGGAGCCCCUGCGGGAGCAGCAGCAGCAGCAGCAGCGGCAGCAGCGGCGGCGAAGGCGGCCAAGUAUGGAGCAGCGGGUGGCGUCGGAGGUCUCGGAGGGGUCCCCGGAGGCCUGGUGCCCGGCGUGGGAGGAGUCCCCGGAGGCCUGGUGCCCGGCGUGGGAGGGGUCCCUGGAGGCCUGGUGCCCGGCGUGGGAGGGGUCCCUGGCGGUGUAGGAACCCCAGCAGAAGCAGCAGCGGCCAAAGCGGCGGCCAAGGCAGCCAAGUAUGGGGUUGGUGUUGGGGGCGUGCCCGGCUUUGGAGUCGGAGCCGGCGGCGUGCCCGGCUUUGGAGUCGGGGUCGGAGGCGUGCCCGGGAUCGGGGGCAUUGCGGGAGUAGGAACCCCGGCAGGAGCUGCGGCGGCCAAAGCGGCGGCCAAGGCGGCCAAGUACGGAGCGGCGGGGGGCAUCGGAGGCCUCGGAGUCGGAGGUCUGGGUGUGCCUGGGGUCGGUGCUGUUCCAGGAGCAGUGUCUCUGGCCCAGGCCCAGGCCCAGGCCCAAGCAGCGGCUAAAGCGGCCAAGUACGGAGCAGCGGGCGGCAUUGGAGGUCUCGGCGGGGUUCCCGGAGGCCUGGUGCCCGGCGUGGGAGGGGUCCCUGGAGGCCUGGUGCCCGGCGUGGGAGGGGUCCCUGGAGGCCUGGUGCCCGGCGUGGGAGUGGUCCCUGGAGGCGUAGGAAUCCCAGCGGGGGCGGCAGCGGCCAAAGCGGCGGCCAAGGCGGCUAAGUACGGAGCAGCGGGCGGCAUCGGAGGCCUGGGUGUUGGAGGGGUCCCAGGAGGCCUGAUACCCGGCGUUGGAGUGGUCCCUGGAGGUGUAGGAAUUCCAGCGGGAGCGGCGGCGGCCAAAGCGGCCAAGUUUGGUGCCGGAGUUGCGCCAGGGGCAGCAGUGAUUCCCGGUGCAGGUCUCCCCAUUGCAGGAGUGGGUGGCAUCGGAGGUGUUCCAGGUAACGGUCAUCCUCGGUUGGUUACCCGUGACUUCCUUCCUUCUCCCACGGAGCCCAAAUGCCCUUGCGAGCCUUGCUCUGCUUCCAGAGGGGGUCGGCCCAGGGAAGACAGAUAAUGUUCCCUAAGUGCUUUGGCCUUCUAACAUUCCCGUUUUACAGAUGAG
This is a messenger RNA of Tachyglossus aculeatus (Australian echidna), 2070 nucleotides long. RefSeq names its product elastin (gene ELN). Gene Ontology annotation, molecular function: extracellular matrix structural constituent. The record is from RefSeq and is a predicted model, not a curated record. Lineage: Eukaryota; Metazoa; Chordata; Mammalia; Monotremata; Tachyglossidae. Bases 82 to 2022 code for a protein of 646 amino acids. The transcript is spliced from 28 exons.